ACUUGGACGUGACGUUGGAGUUUGCAGCACCCUCAGAGUAGGAGGCUGUGCGCGCGUGUGUGUGCGGAGUGGCUGCGCGGCCGGGAGGAUGUGCGCGGCGGGGCGGCCGCCGCAGAGAGCAGCGCGGAGACCCGAGCCGGCGGCAGCCCGGGAGGCCGGGACCGAGAGGGGCGAGCCGCUGGCGCUUCCCCGCGGAGGAGGGCCCCGGAGAGGCGCGCUCCAGCCGGCCCCAGGAUGUAGGCGAUCGGCGGCAGCGCUCCUGCAGGCGGCCGGCUCAUCAUGAAGAAGCACUCGGCCCGGGUGGCCCCGCUCAGCGCCUGCAACAGUCCGGUCCUGACCCUCACCAAAGUGGAAGGGGAGGAGCGCCCCCGGGACUCCCCGGGCCCGGCGGAGGCCCAGGCGCCGGCCGGGGCGGAGGCCGGCGGGAGAGCGAGCCGCCGCUGCUGGACGUGCUCCCGGGCGCAGCUCAAGAAGAUUUUCUGGGGCGUGGCGGUCGUGCUGUGCGUGUGCUCCUCCUGGGCGGGCUCCACGCAGCUGGCCAAGCUGACCUUCAGGAGGUUCGACGCGCCCUUCACCCUGACGUGGUUCGCCACCAACUGGAACUUUCUGUUCUUCCCGUUGUACUACGCGGGCCACGUCUGCAAGUCGGCGGAGAAGCAGUCUGUGAAGCAGAGAUACAGGGAAUGCUGUCGAUUUUUUGGAGACAAUGGCUUGACUUUGAAGGUGUUUUUUACCAAGGCAGCACCCUUUGGUGUUCUUUGGACACUCACAAACUACCUGUACUUACAUGCAAUAAAGAAAAUAAACACUACGGAUGUCUCCGUGUUGUUCUGCUGCAACAAAGCUUUUGUGUUCUUGCUCUCAUGGAUCGUUCUCAGGGACAGGUUCAUGGGAGUGAGGAUUGUAGCCGCCAUCCUCGCCAUUGCUGGCAUCGUGAUGAUGACCUAUGCUGACGGCUUCCACAGCCACUCUGUCAUCGGCAUCGCGCUGGUCGUGGGCUCCGCGUCCAUGUCUGCCCUCUACAAGGUUUUGUUCAAGCUCCUCCUGGGCAGCGCUAAGUUUGGAGAAGCCGCCUUAUUUUUGUCCAUUUUGGGCGUAUUUAACAUCCUCUUCAUCACCUGCAUUCCUGUCAUCCUCUACUUUACCAAAGUGGAGUACUGGAGCUCCUUCGGUGACAUUCCCUGGGGAAACCUUUGUGGAUUUUCAGUUCUCUUAUUGACAUUCAAUAUUGUAUUAAAUUUUGGAAUCGCCGUUACUUAUCCCACUCUGAUGUCUCUUGGAAUCGUCCUCAGUGUACCUGUGAAUGCAGUGGUCGACCACUACACCAGUCAGAUAGUCUUCAACGGGGUCCGGAUCAUUGCCAUCAUCAUCAUCGGCCUAGGGUUUCUGCUCCUGCUCCUCCCAGAAGAGUGGGACGUCUGGUUGAUCAAGCUGCUCACCCGCCUCAAAGUGAGGAAGAAGGAGGAGCCUGCGGAGGGCGGCGCAGACCUGGGCUCAGGACCUCAGAGCAAGAGCCGGAGAGCCCGCCCCUCCUUUGCGCGCUAACGGCGCUCUGGAACUCGGUGGUGACACCCUCGCUCUAGGUGGUGACACCC
Molecule: messenger RNA, 1595 nt
Organism: Otolemur garnettii (small-eared galago)
Lineage: Eukaryota; Metazoa; Chordata; Mammalia; Primates; Galagidae
Gene: SLC35F3
Product: solute carrier family 35 member F3
Exons: 7
Coding region: 280-1545 (421 amino acids)
Biological process (GO): thiamine transport
Cellular component (GO): membrane
Source: RefSeq, a predicted model, not a curated record